This is a messenger RNA of Plenodomus lingam JN3, 543 nucleotides long. RefSeq lists its product as uncharacterized. Gene Ontology annotation, cellular component: mitochondrial inner membrane; mitochondrion. The record is from RefSeq and is a predicted model, not a curated record. Gene Ontology annotation, biological process: mitochondrial respiratory chain complex IV assembly. Lineage: Eukaryota; Fungi; Ascomycota; Dothideomycetes; Pleosporales; Leptosphaeriaceae.
AUGGCCGACGACACAAGGCAGACCGUCGAUGUCAACGCACAACCCGCAGCGCCGCGAGCGCCUGCAAAUGUCAUGCCUGGAGGCACAGCACACACUGCAGGUGGUGAAAAGAUAUCGGAUGGUGAACUUACAUAUGUCGAUGUGGUGCGAAGCCUGGGAUCGGAAUACUACCUCAACUUUCACAAGCGGCCAUGCGUACGAGACAGUCAACUGCAAGGCAUAGCGGCCGGUUUUGCGGGAGGGAGUUUGGCAGCUAUCUUAGGAAAGCCCGUGUACCUAGCCUCGAAUUGGGCUGUAGCAACCUGGUGUGGUGUGUCCGUCGUGUCGUAUCAAGUCUGCCAAUACUAUCGGUCAAAGGAAAAGGCUGGUAUAAAGCAAGCACAGGAGCUUAUGGAGAAGAAGCGAGCAACAAUAGAAGCAAAAAAGGAAGCACGGCGGAAGCAAAGAGAAGAGUACGAAAGGCAGGAGCAGGCCAGGAGACUGGAAGAGGAGAGGCAAAAGAGUUGGAAAUACUGGUACGAGAAAAAUCUGAAAUUUUGGUAG